AUGGGUGCGAACUACUUCGGCCAGACGGGCAAUGCCCUGAGCGUUAUCCAGAUCGCUCUCGUUGUCUGCCCGGCCUUCAUCCUCUUCGGAUACAACCAGGCUGGCCUCGGUGGUCUCCUCACUACUGAGGAUUGGGUCAAGACCUUCCCUCAGAUCGAUACCGUCAACACCACCGGCGAGACCAAGAACGCCAACUCAACUCUCCAGGGUUUUGUUGUUGCUACUUUCACUAUUGGUGCCCUCUUUGGCUCUCUCUCAUGCUCCUGGUCUGGUAAUGCUUUCGGACGACGCAAUGUCAUCUUCUUCGCCGGUGUCUGCACUCUCAUCGGAGAGAUCCUCGAGUGUGCUUCCUUCCACCUGGCACAGCUUAUCGUCGGUCGCCUCAUCGUUGGUCUCGGAGUUGGUCAGCUCAGUUCUAUUGUGCCCGUGUGGCAGAGUGAGACUUCCGGCGCCAAGAACCGUGGUCGCCAGGUCGUCCUGACUGGUCUCUUUACCUGCGUCGGUUACGUUUUGGAGAGCUGGAUUAACCUUGGUUUCUGGGAGUUCAAGACUGGCCCCGUCACAUGGCGUCCCCCUAUCGCGAUUGCCAUUCUCUUCUCCUUGAUGCUGAUGGGUAGCAUCUACUUCCUUCCCGAGUCGCCCAGAUGGCUCGUCAUGAAGGCUCGCUCCGCCGAGGCCCGUUCCAUCAUCGCCGCUUUCCGUGGCUUGCCUGAGGACUCUCUUGAAGUCCAGGCCGAGGUUGCUGGUAUCGAGCAUUCUCUCGAGGAGACCACGCAGAACGCCGCCAAGCUCUCCGAUAUGCUCAAGAUGGGCGAUGACAAGCUCGCCUACCGAUUCGGACUCUGCAUCCUGCUCCAGUUCUACCAGCAGAUGUCGGGAAGCAACCUCGUUUCCGUGUACGCUCCCAUCCUGUUCCAGCAGAACUUGGGCAUGGAGGCCGAGCAGUCCAAGGCCCUCGCUGGAGGUGCCCUGACCUGGAAGUUCCUCUCGUCGUUCCUAGCCUUCUUCGCCAUUGAUCGAUUCGGUCGCCGUGCUGUCUUCAUCUUCAGCGGUUUCGGAAUGGCUGCCUGCAUGACCUGCUUGGCCAUCACCACAUCCUUCCCCAAGGACAACACCGCUGCCCAGAUUGCCGCUGGUUGCUUCAUCUACCUAUUCAACACCUUCGUGCCUAUCGGCUUCUUGGGUGCCAACUUCCUGUACUGCACCGAGAUUGCACCCAUCCGUCUCCGCAUGGCCAUGUCUUCCAUCUCUACUGCCAACCACUGGCUCUGGAACUUCAUCGUUGUCAUGGUCACCCCCGUUGCCCUCAAUACGAUCGGCUACCAAUACUACAUUGUCUACGCCGUCAUCUCGGCCUGCAUUCCCGUCAGCGUCUACUUCCUCUUCCCCGAGACUAUGGGCCGCAACUUGGAGGAGAUCGAAAUGCUGUUCAAGGACUCUCCUUCCGUGUUUGCCACGGUCAAGUUCGCCAAGAACCGACCUAUCGCUAUGCCCCAGGAGUUCGAGAGCGACAAGCCAUCACAAAAGGCCGACUACGUUGAGAAGCAGACCGAUGACUCUGCGUAA
Messenger RNA from Colletotrichum acutatum, 1566 nucleotides. Its product is annotated as general substrate transporter. Lineage: Eukaryota; Fungi; Ascomycota; Sordariomycetes; Glomerellales; Glomerellaceae. The record is from RefSeq and is a predicted model, not a curated record. Gene Ontology annotation, biological process: carbohydrate transport; transmembrane transport. Bases 1 to 1566 code for a protein of 521 amino acids. The transcript has 2 exons. Gene Ontology annotation, molecular function: carbohydrate:proton symporter activity. Gene Ontology annotation, cellular component: membrane.